Messenger RNA from Calliphora vicina (urban bluebottle blowfly), 7641 nucleotides. RefSeq names its product atossa (gene atos). The transcript is spliced from 9 exons. The record is from RefSeq and is a predicted model, not a curated record. The coding region runs from base 946 to 6570 and encodes 1874 amino acids. Lineage: Eukaryota; Metazoa; Arthropoda; Insecta; Diptera; Calliphoridae.
GGUUUGUUUGUAUACAUUUGUGUAUUAUUCGUUGUUGCUUUUGCUGUUUUGGAUUCACAGUCAGUCAGCAGUUUUCAGUCACCGAGGCACUAGUUUCUUUACGUAUUCAUCAGUCGUUUUAUAGCAACGUGAGCGUUCACAACAAUAUACCACCAAGUAGAAGAAGCAGAAUAAAAAAAAUAAAAUACAUAAAAAUUCAUCAUCUCCUACGAACGAGUAUUUUGAACGCCUGCAGCGCAAUUUUAUUGCAAUCAAAUAAAAUAAUUGUAAUAGAAAAGUAUAUAAAAUAGACUCUAAUACCUACAAAAAAAAAAAAUAAAAAAUCGAAAAGCAAAGAAUUAAAAAAAUAAAAAAAAUAAUAAAUUAAAGUACGCAAUUAGUAAAUGAGUGAUAUAGUUGCAAUCACAACAAUAACACUUGGAACGGUUCCAAUGGUUUUUAAAACUAAAUUCAACAAACUCACCACCAACACAAGCGACCACAACAUUAAUGAGACAACAGCUAAUAAACAAAUUCAAAUAACAAACAAUGAAAAUUUUAAAUAAAUUCUUAUAAUUAAUAAAGAAAGAAAAAAUUCAAAAGAAAUAAUUUUUUUUAGAAUAUUUUGAUGUUAAAUAGUUCCCCUACUCUUCAGACAUAAUAUAGUGUUAAAGUGUUUGAGUGAGUGGAUUGACCUUAGCGAUAUUAUUAUCAGCCAUCACAAAGAGGAGCAAAAAGACACACAGCAUAAUGUUUAAAUUUAUACUGACAAUGGUUGUUAUAUAACCCAGUUGGCCGAGUAAUUGCAGGCAGCAAGUUUACAACAAACGAGAAAGUUCUAUAGUUGGGGAAGAAAAGCCGGGUCUCUAUAGUUUUGAGCGAGAGCUGCGAAAGUGACAGACAGAUAAAGACAAUUAAGACAACGAUACAAAAAUUUCGUUACGAAAUUGUAUUGAAGCUGCCAUUAUGAUACCAACAUCUGCAACAAGUUCUUCGCCACCCAUUGGCUCUGUAGGCAACAUUGGCAAUCAAUUGAACAAUUCACCACCGAUGCCAGGUAGUGCCAAUGCCAGCAAUGGAGCCGGGGUAACAGGAGGAGUGGGACAAAUGAAUAAUAGCGCUAUUUUAGGUAUAGCAUCGUUGAUAUUGGAGGGUAGAGCCUUAGCUGAGGAUGAAUAUGCCAUACAGACAUCACGUAACGAGCUGAAAACCUCAUCAUUGGCUGGCAAUGCUGCCGAAUGUGGUAGACAAUCUCCCAAGCCCUCGACAUCACGGGCGGCCUUUGGUGAGAACUUUGCUACUAAUGCUACCAGUUCGUUUUCCAUCGAUUUGGCCAAUUAUUUGGGACGAAAGUCAUCAAAUUCUCCUGAAUCAACAACUUCGUCAUUUUUGAGAGACUACUAUAGCAGUAGUAGCGAGAGUGCUUCAUCGUCUGUGGAGAGUAAUCACAGUCGUUGGUCGCAGAAGCUUAGUCAAUUGAGACAAGAAUCUCCCAGUGCUCACCAUCAGGUGUUGGCGGCCAGACAAAAGGUGGCUAUAGAAUGCCCCAGAGGCUCAGAUGCGGAAUAUGUGGCCUUGUCCAUAAAUACCGAUCAUCAUGGUACGAAUGAGGAGAGAAGAGGUGGAGAUUUUGAAAUACUUCGAAGAAUGUCCAUAAAUCAAAUGAAUUUCUAUAACUCUCCCAAUUCUAUGGGAGGUGGAGGAGCUGGAGUUGGUGGUGGUAGUGGUGGUGGUGUUGGUUCUAACGAAAAUUUCAUGUGCUCUUUACAAUCUCUAGCCAGCAAUACAUGUCUACGUGUUGGCAAUCCCCUAUUAGCCACCACAACUUCUCCCCCUAGAUAUUCAAAUAAUAGACAAAUUUCUUCAUCCACACCUAGAUUUUCAACACCGCCCCACCAGCAAUUGGAUUUUUCAACUGGUUCGGCAAGUAGCUCUAGUAGUAGUGGUGCAAUUUCAGCCAAUUCUUGGUAUCCUUCUUCAUCUCCCCAUACGGCUAACAGCAGCAACAGCAGUAGUAGCAACAAUAACUCUCACAAUAAAGAGUAUUUAUUACGUAAAACUAGUACAACAACAGCAACGACACAACGUAUGACUAUACCUGCUGCUCAAACAGCAAACACCAAAACUAUCAACACUUCUACUCAUAUGCCCAGCCAAAAUUUGCAUUCGAAUAUUUUUAGCCGAAAUUCUUUUACACCUUCAGUUACAACAAUCUCAAAUUCUGUAACAGCAACAACGACAUCGCCAGCGGUAAUAUUAUCACCAGCAGCGGCAAGUCGUAAUCAAACACACCCUCAACAGGGUCCACACUGUGAUCAGUUCCUUAAAAAAAUGGGACUAGCCAAAGGUGAUGCCUCAGAGACUGAGGAACACCACUGUGAUAUGUCGUACGUUAAUAUAACGUGCACACGUUGGCGUGCCUAUUGUAUUAAAAUGGAAAAUAUUUUAGCUCGUGGUGAGCCCAUCUGCAUAGAAGUAUAUUUGGGUCCAGUAGGUAAUAAAAUUUUACUGGAACAAUGGAUAAUAACACAAAAAGAAAAACAACCACCGCCUACAAUGACGCUGCCCUCAUUGUGUAGUGCCAUACGCAGUCAAUUGUAUUUUUCGCAAAUCAGUGCCUGGUGUGAUCUUAUUAAGAAAUCGGACAAGACCAUUUAUGAAACCGGUCGCGUUAUCUACACCACACCACCAACAACAAGUGCAGCUGGCGAUUUGGCAACUACAACAAACAAUGCAAUAACAACAGCACCGACAGCAACAUCAACUACCUCAACCAACCAACACCCCACAGCCCUGGCAUCGUUGUGCGCUACAUCGCCAACUACUGUUAGUGGAAAUGUUGGCGGUGUUGGUGGUGGCAGUGGUGGUGGUGGUGUCGGCGGAGGAGUAGGAGUAGGGAGUGGCAAGAGACGACCAUCAUCACCACGUUUGAAUAUUUUCUAUCGCAUUAAACAAUACGAUAGCACUGCUUGCUUUAAUUCAAAACCGAAUGUACAUAAUUUUCCAAAUGUCAAUAUAUCGGAUAAUUGUAGUGUAUCGGUUUGUUUAAAAAGUCUUCCACGUAUUACGGGGGGUAUACCAAAAGUUGGCACAUCAACAACACAACAACAGCAACAAAAUAGCCCAACAAGUGGGUUGACGGUAACAGCAACGGCGCCACCACCCGUAAACUCUGCAAACGCAACGUGUUUAGCUGCUAAAAAUACAAAACCAAAAGCCGCAACACUAGCUGCUGCCUCUGCGAAAGCAACAUCAUCAGCAGCCGCCUCAUCGAAUGCUGCAACCGUAGCUGUAGCAACAGUAGCAGUAGCAGCAGCAACAACAACAAAUGCCAACAAAUCAACAAUUUUAAUAAUGAACUGUGAUAAUAAUUUAAAGGAACAUCAGCAACAACAAAAACAAAAAACAUUAACUGCCUCCUCACGCUGCUCCUUCUCUCAGAAUGGUAAAAAUUCUAAACAGCCUCCAGCCGUUGAAGAUCGCGACCGCCAUACAGAUUCUCAAGACAUAGAGUUUGAGUAUGAUGGGCACAAUAUCGAUUUGAGUGCCGGUGGUGACAAUUGUAAUAUCUCAUGUGGCAGCAGUGGUAUUGGUAUUGGUGGCGGCACCAGUGUUGGUGAUUGUGAUAGUUCCAAUUCCUCAUUUAGUACAAACAAUUGUGGAAAUCUUUCACAUCGCGAAAAGCAACUCCUCAAAUAUCGCAAGCGCAUGUUGAAACGUGAUAAAAAGCAACAGCUGCGUAAAACGAAUGAAACCACAUCUACUUCGACAAAUCAAACAACCAACAAUAUGGAAAACGAAACCGAAAUGGAUAAUAGCAACAACAAAAUGGAACAAGGAGAAGAUGAAGAUGGCGAAGGUGAUGAUAAGGUGGAUGAUGAUGAUGAUGUGGACGACGAUGAUGAUGAUGAUAAGAAUGAUGAUGGCAAUAACAGUGAUACCGCCGAACAUAGUGAAAGCAAAUAUAGCAUUAAUAGUUUAGCAAAAGGCCAAAGACAACAAUUACCAAAUAAUCAUAUAAAUAGCAUUCCUUCUACAAAUCAACAACUACAGCAGUCGCAAUCGCAGCCGCAGCAUCACCAACAACAUGUUAAAAUGAUCUCAACAGGUACUCAAACAAUCACCAACACCUGCACAUCUUGUGGUUCCGAAAAGUCAAUGAUAUGUCUAAAGUGUAACCCAUUAAAAGUCAAUAAUAGUGAUGUUGCAACAACUGUGUCAGAUAACCUGUACAAUUAUGAAGAUAUAAUGGAUGCUGAGUCCUCAUCAGCCAGUAGUUUAAGUAGUAGUGAUAUUAUACAUACACCACGUAAUAAGGCCGAAUUAUUAUUACAAGCCAUACAACGUACACCGAAGUCAAAUAAAAAACAUAAACAUAAAUCCAAAGACUCAAAUCAAAUGGCUGCCAUAAAACAACCAACAACAAUAAACAGCAAUAGUAAUAAUGUUAGAAUUUCUCCUCCCCACAAUAACUCCAACAGUAUGAACAACGGUGGAAAUAGUAGUAGUAGUAAUAGUAAUAGUGUUAUCAAUAAUGGUGUUGUGGGCAAUAACAUUAGCAGUAAUAUUAGCAAUGUAGUUGGUUGCCAAUUGUGCAAACGUCAAAAGACCCAGCAUAAUUUUAAUCAAGCCGCCGGCGAAGAAUUCUCUUCAGACGAUAAUAAUUCUUCCUUGAAUUCAUCAACUGGCAAUGCCGCCACCACUUUGCCUAAAAAUCCAAAUAAAUCCUCAACAGAUGAUGACACUGCCGGUGAUGAAGGUGGCGAUAAUGAGACGGAUGGUGGGAAGAUCAUUUCAUCCGAUUGUGUAGACAAUGUAUCGAUUGUGAUUGAUGGUGGUGAAUAUAAUGUAAAAAAGAUGUCGUCUGAUAAUUUAAAUGAGCAUGAAGUUAUGGAAGAAGAAUAUUUUGAAUCCUCAACAAAACUAACACCCCACAUAGAUCGCUGCUCUUUGAAUACCAAGACCUACUAUGCUCAAAUCUCCAGACCAAGUGCAAAUGGCACGGAUAGAAUAGAGUAUCAGGCACGUUCAUCAUGCUUAACCCCACCCUUGCAAGAGCUAAAAGAAAAUUCGUCUAGCGCCGAAAAAGCCAAUGCAAUGAUGGCACAAUUCAAGACGCCUACACCGAGCGAACAGUAUCAGAAUGCAAUGAAAAGUAAAACUCAACAACAACCACCACUACAACCCCAUAAAUACACACCAAAGCCGAAUAUUUUGCAUAUCGCUUGCAAUUUUAAUAAGAAUGAUGAACAGCAACAGCAAAUAUCAAAAUUGAAUCACUUGAGUAGAAUGGAUGAUAAUAACACACCCACUACCCACAAUCCAUUAUUGUUAAGACGUAGUUUACCUAAAGUAAAUCUAACUCCAAUUUUCUGUAAUCCAAAUUCAAUGAUGGUUGUGUCUUCAUCAUCACCCAUACCCAUAGGUAAUGGUGUGUGCAAUGGCUCUUCGAGUGGUUUGGCAACCAGGUCAGCAGAAAUUAAUAUAACGCAAGCUUCGCCUACCUUUUCAUUCGAGUCGCCCUCAAGUCCGGCACCCACACUAACGGUCCAGAAGUCAAAUUCAGCACCCACCCUACCGAAUUCACCCUCUCUAUCGCCACGUUUUGUCAAAGCAUCGGCCAUUUAUAAAAGAAGAUCUCGUCACUUGUCCGAUCGUUCGGAUCGUUCGUCCUUGGGCUCAGAUGAACAGUUCUCUGAUGAGGACAUCGAUUCCGGCAUGUACAGUCCCUUCGCUACUUCGCCGGUCAAGUUGAGAACUCGUUUGGCGGCCGUAUUUGGUCGUAAACCCUUAUUGGGAAAUUUGGAAGAGUGUCUGUUGCAACGACGUCUGGUGCCCAAAAUCGAAGUAAUGGGUUUUAAAUUACUUUUGGGUGCAUCGGGAGGCUUUUGUCCCACACAGUUAACAAUACCAGCAGCUGCCUAUUUUUAUGAACUUAAGGGAGAAACCCUAAGUACACCUUAUUUGUGUGAAAUACGUUUACCCCGUAAAGGUUAUUCGGUGCCACGUUGUGGCACUGUCCAGGCCACAUUGUUAAAUCCCAUGGGUACGGUCGUACGUAUGUUCGUUAUACCCUACGAUAUGCGUGAUAUGCCCAAUUUACAUCAGACCUUUAUUAGACAACGUAUCUUGGCGGAUACGGGCAUGCAAAGCAAUAACGAUAAUAAUGUACAUGUGAAUGAUGUGGAUAAGCGGCGGUAUAACGAUGUCGACGACGAAAAUGCGCCAAUGACCGAGAAUUCAAAGCAGCCGGAUAAGCAACAGCUUCAGCCGGCGACUACGCCUACGCCGCCACAGCAACCACGUUCACCUCAAUGUAACAACGAAAAUCAUUUGGGACACUUUAUAUCAGCUGAGAAUAUGAAAAGUCUAAGAUAUUCCAUACAUUUGAGAUUCCAAACAUCACGCACCGGCCGCCUAAUGUUGCACACCGAUAUACGUCUAUUGAUAUCCAGACGCACGGAUUGCGAUACAGCUGCGGCACAUGCCAAAGGGGUAUUGGAAGCACCAAAUGAACUUAUUACAAAUACUGUGAUGCCAACAAAUCCCAAAUAUAGUGCACGUCAAGAUCAAACCAGUAGUAAAAUUUAGUAGUUAUUAAAAGCUGCAUGUGUGCCAGUCGAUAUGUUUCAACAGCUACAACAAAAACUACAACAACGCUGGCAAAGAAUAUGGGUUUAAUGAAUGAAUGAGUGAAGGAAUGAAUGAAUGAACACCGAAUGCUAAUACAUAACCUUACUUUACAAUUUGGUUUUCUCAAUAUUGCAGCAGUUUAUUCUAAUUUAAAUGAAAUUUUGUGAAAUUACAAAUAUUUUAAAUGAUUUAUAAUUAUUUCCCCUCCGCACACUUACACACACAACACCACACAAACUGAAGUACGCAUGUUCUAUGUCACCAAAAUGCCUUUUUUAUUAUUAUUUUAUCUUAUUCAAUUGAUCUGUGUAUUUUUAUUUUUUUUAGUUAUUUUUUAGUUAUUACAAAUUGUUGUAUGUAUAAUAUAUAUAUUUUGUUAUGUAUUUUUUUUAUUUACAGAAAAAAAAAUAUGGAAAUUCAAAUGUUUUAUGCAAUUCUUUGAAUUUAAAUUUAAAUUCAAAUUAAAACCAUAAUUUUUAUAAACAUUUUAAAAAAGCACAUUUUAUUAAAUUAAAAAGCUUCAUUAUUUUUAUUUUAUCUAAUGGCAGCUUUUCUUAAGUUCCAUCAAACAUGUUUUUGAAAACAAUAAUAAAUUUUAGUAACGAAUUUAAAGAAAAUAUUAAUAAAAUUUUCUUUGUAUUUAUCUCUUCUAUUUAAAAACAAAAACAAAUUAUUUGUUAUAGUCCCCUGUUUUAAUCUAUCUAUAUUUUUAAUAAUUAUGAACUUACAUACAGUUUGUUAUAUUGUACUACUCUAUGUACUUUAAAUCAAUCAAUCAAUCAAAUCCAAUUUAAUUAAAUCCCCCAAAUCCCCUCAAAUCCUCAAUAAUAACUGUGUAUAGCAAAAUGUUUAUGUAUAUUAUUUAUUUUAUUUACUUUACUUUAUAUUACAAAACUUACGAGUACAUACAUACAUAUUAUUAUAGAUAUUUAGUAAUUUUAAUUCAAUAUAAUCAUUUUAUUAUGUUGUUUUUUUUAUGAGUAUUUUGAAAUAUGUUUUAUUUUAUUAAAUGAAUUCAAUGUAUAACAA